This is a messenger RNA of Harpegnathos saltator (Jerdon's jumping ant), 3049 nucleotides long. RefSeq names its product extracellular matrix protein f-spondin (gene fat-spondin). The record is from RefSeq and is a predicted model, not a curated record. Gene Ontology annotation, molecular function: serine-type endopeptidase inhibitor activity. NCBI's taxonomy places the organism in Eukaryota, Metazoa, Arthropoda, Insecta, Hymenoptera, Formicidae. The transcript has 12 exons. The coding region runs from base 149 to 2476 and encodes 775 amino acids. Gene Ontology annotation, cellular component: extracellular matrix. Gene Ontology annotation, biological process: cell adhesion.
GCGUUGCUCGGCUCGCCGCGCCGGACGGCCAGCGCGACGCGACGUAGUAGCGACACGUCCGUCGAUCGCCGCGAUCGAUUCGCGCAACGACGGCACUCGCAGGCGUCCGCACCCGAGACCCACCUCGUCCGCGCGAGCAGAGGUACAGAUGUACAAACACAACAAAACGCCUCCCUCCCGGAAUAUUACAGGUCGCAGAAUGUUAUCCCUGGUACUGACGACGUGCAUCUUGGCGGUGGCUCACGCCGGAUGCCCCAUGAGGCCGACGGUGGAGCAGACCUCCGCCCCGAGGACACCGGGCGACGGUGGCUACAGGAUCCUCAUCAGCGGACAGACCAACGGAUACAUCCCCAACGCGGUCUACACCGUCAGUCUGCAAGGCUCGCGGACGCACGAGCGGCUGCAGCAGUUCACGCGUUUCACGCUGACGGUGCACUCGCAACACGCGCCGAACAAUCUAGCGGCGCGCAUCGGUUACUUCCAGCUGUUCCCGGACACCUUGACUGCCUUCAACGAGGACUGCAUCAACACCAUCUCCGAGGCCACCGAUUUCCCCAAGUCGGAGAUCCAAGUGAUGUGGCGGGCGCCGCCGAGCGGCGCCGGGUGCGUCAUCUUCACCGCCAUGAUCCUGGAAAAUAACAUACGCUGGUACGCCGAGGACGGCGCGCUCUCCAAGAGCGUCUGCGAGUCCACGAGCGGCGAAGUCGAGAGCCUGAACGACACCAGAUGCUGCGCUUGCGACGAGGCCAAGUACUCGCUAACUAUGGAGGGCAUCUGGUCGAAUAGAACUCAUCCGAAAGACUUCCCCUUUUCCGCCUGGCUGACCCACUUCAGCGACGUUAUCGGCGCAUCUCACCAGCCGAAUUUCUCCUUUUGGGGCAGAGAUCACAUCGCCACGGACGGUUUUCGGCAAUUGGCCGAGUGGGGCUCCGCGACGGGCGUCGAAGCGGAGCUCAGGGCGAAAGCCAGCCAGCUCAAGACCCUCAUCAAAGCUACCGGUCUUUGGUACCCCAACGUCAAUACCAACACGACCACGAGUUUCAGGGUAGAUCGCAGACACCCCCUGCUCUCGGUGGCUUCCAUGCUGGGCCCGUCCCCCGACUGGGUGGUGGGGGUGAGCAAACUGAACCUCUGCCAGAAGGACUGCAGCUGGGCGAGGGGGAUGCUAAUCGACCUGUACCCGUGGGACGCCGGCACCGACAACGGCAUCACCUACAUGUCGCCGAAUUCCGAGACGAAGCCGCGCGAGAAGAUGAAGCCGAUCACGACCUCCUACCCGGAGGACCCGCGCUCCCCGUUCUACGACCCCAGCGGCCGGCCUAUGCUGCCGCUGGCCAGGUUGUACAUCGACCGGGAGAAGAUCAUCCCGCGCGGGUGCAGCGAGGAACUGCUGCAGCAGCAAGUGGCCGAGCUGGAAGUGGCCGAGAACACGGAGGACACGUCGAGACCGGAAUGCCAGACUACGGAGUACACGGAAUGGUCGCCCUGCUCGGUGAGCUGCGGUAAGGGCCUAAGGAUGCGCACGAGGUCGUACAGAAUGCCCGACAAGGCCGCCAUGUUCAACUGCAACAGGCAGCUGACCUCCAAGGAGAUGUGCGUCGCGUCCGUGGCGGAGUGCCCGGGUGAGGAGGGGAACGAGGACGCAACGUCGUUAGUGAACAAUGACCCUCUCUGCGAGACCACGGAAUGGGGCGAAUGGUCCGAGUGUUCGAGCACGUGCGGCGUCGGCCUGAAGAUGCGGACGAGGAGGUUCCGCGACCGUCGAGGUCGCAAGCGCUGCCCGUUCGUGUCGAUCGUCGAGAAGGAGAAAUGCAUGGAGCCACCUUGCCAGCCGGGAACGGAGGAGCAGGUUGAUCCGCUCUGCAAGGUGACGGACUGGUCCGACUGGUCGCCGUGCAGUGCCAGCUGCGGCAAAGGCGUGAAAUUGCGCACCAGGCUGCUGAUGGUCGAGCCGUCGCAGCAGACGGAAUGCUCCGCGCGCGUGGAGCUGCUUCAGCAACGACCCUGUCUCAUCCAGUCGGACUGCACCUUCGACAUGGCAACGGCGAAGGUUGUCUGCAUGGAGGAGGCUGACGCCGGGCCCUGCAGAGGCUACUUCCAGAGGUGGGCUUUCAAUUCGCAGAAACUCAUGUGCCUGCCGUUCGGCUACGGCGGCUGCCGCGGCAAUCGCAACAACUUCCUUACGUUGGACGAGUGCGAGAACACCUGUGGCAUAGUGCGAACCGCUCUCACCGGGCAGCCUCUCAACGGGACCGCGAUCCAGAGUCAGCUACCUGCUACCGGCCGGUUUAAUCCUCCUCCGGUGCACUGCGUGGUGACGCGUUGGUCAAGCUGGUCGCCGUGCAGCGUCUCUUGCGGCGUCGGUCGCGUCACGAGCUACCGUACUAUCGAGCGGGAAGCCGAGAACGGAGGCCGCGCCUGCCCGAAGAAGCUGGUCCGUCGUUACCGGUGCGAGCUCGCGCCUUGCGAAAAUUAAACAGAGGCGACGCGAGCGCGAGUUGUCGCAGUUGGAAUAUAUAGCAAUGAAUAAACGAAUGAAAUCUCGCUCUCUGAUGAUACGCGCGUGGAUUAUCGCCAACUGUUUGCAACUGUUGAUCGCGCGCUCGACCCUUCUUAUCGUCGUCUCGUGGAUUUUUCCUUCACGAGAUUGUUCCUUCACGCCGAGAGCCGUGAGAGCGCGCGAGCACGGAGGAACGAUGCAAAACCUGGAGCAGCGAAAUCAACCGAAGAAAUCUCUUCGGAUCUCGUCGGGUGUUGAGGCAAGGACACAGCUAUUGCUGAGCGAAGACGACCUAAGUCACUAAAUUGAUGAUCCACGUGGAACGUUGCAGGAUAAAUAUUAAUCGAUGCUUUUAUUCACUAUCGGUGUGUACACAUUACUGCCGGUCGUUCACUGCCGAUAUUGCUUUGCUCUUGUUUCUCUUUAUGUUUCCUCCUCCAUUUACGUAAUCAAUCGAGCGACAAACAUCGCGCUCUGUCGUCGGUAGAAAAUAAGCUGGGUACGGAAUAAGCGGAUGUAUCAGAAUAAAUGAUAUUUUAUUAAUGGUCA